ACAGGGGGAUCCCCGGGAGCAGUGGGGACCCCAGGCACCUGUAAGAGCAGGGGCUGACUCGGGGUCAGUGAGUGCUACUGGGGGGAACAAGUCCGGACUUCACGUCACCCUAUCCCGAGCAGAGCCCCUUCCCCAGGGCGCACAGAGAGCCCCGCAGCAGGCGCCGGGGCAGAUAAUGGAGCUCCCGUGAUCCGCGCCCCCUACCCGGCCGCCCCAUGCAGCUGCCCCGGCUUGUGCUGCUGCUCUGCGGCGCUGCGCUGUUCCUGCUGCCGGCUGCGGUGCUGGGCUGCGGGCCGGGCAGGGUGGUGGGCAGGAGGCGUAAACCGCCCAGGCUCACCCCGCUCUCCUACAAGCAGUUCAGUCCCAAUGUGCCCGAGAAGACGCUGGGGGCCAGCGGGAGGUACGAGGGCAAGAUCGCCCGCAACUCGGAGCGCUUCAAGGAGCUCACCCCCAACUACAACCCGGACAUCAUCUUCAAGGACGAGGAGAACACCGGGGCCGACCGGCUCAUGACACAGCGCUGCAAGGACCGGCUGAACUCUUUGGCUAUUUCUGUCAUGAACCAGUGGCAUGGUGUCAAACUUCGAGUGACUGAAGGGUGGGAUGAGGAUGGACACCACUCAGAGGAAUCCUUGCAUUAUGAAGGUCGUGCUGUGGACAUCACUACCUCCGACCGAGACCGCAAUAAGUACGGGAUGUUGGCAAGGCUGGCCGUGGAAGCUGGCUUCGAUUGGGUGUUCUAUGAAUCCAAAUCGCACAUCCACUGCUCUGUCAAGUCAGAACAUUCUGCUGCAGCCAAGACUGGUGGUUGCUUCCCAGCGAGCGCCACGGCCACCAUAGAAUCUGGGGAGAAGUUGCCCGUGUCUGACCUGCGCCCUGGCAUGAAAGUUCUGGCCAUGGACAGUGAUGGCCACUUCACAUACAGUAGUUUCCUGACAUUUUUGGAUAAGAAUACUCAUGUAGAAAGUCUGUUCCAGGUGAUAAAGACUUUUGACCCUCCUCGACAGCUUUUCCUAACUCCAUCACAUCUCAUAUUUGUGGCAGACAAUUUCACCAGCAAGCCUACUGAUUUCCAAGCAGUGUUUGCUGGCCGUGUGACACCAGGGCAAUAUAUACUAGUCUCAGGUGUGCCAGGCCUCUUACCAGCAAAGGUAAGCUCAGUGAGUACGGAAACAGACAUUGGGGUCUAUGCUCCCCUCACCCAACAUGGGACAAUAGUGGUGGAUGACGUGGUAGUUUCCUGUUUUGCACUGGUACAAAAACAGAGGCUAUCUCAACUGGCAUUUUGGCCCCUCCGAAUAUUUUACAGUCUAGGAGUAAUGGGGGGAAAUCAAUCAUCCCAACUGGAUGGUCUUCACUGGUAUAGCCAAGCUCUUUAUAACUUGGGCAGAGUAAUACUUCACAAAAGUGAGUUCCAUCCUCAGGGCAUUCUUCAACUAGAGAGCUGAGUGUGAAAUUAGAGAUUUAAACAUCAAAUAAAGAUGAAUGCUACUGUAUUGGGUACAUUAACAGUAUCAUUCUAUUUGGUCUACUGAUCCUUCCCGAGAGACACCCCUGUAGAUUACUAGAAGAAAAGGGAGUAAAGAUACAGUGAAGGAUAAUAGUGAUAUAUACAUCUCUGAUGCAGUAGUUGAAUAAGAUGUGGGACAUCUCUAAAGAAAGCUCUUUAGAUGCCAUUGAAACAAGCUUCCAAUAUAAUACUCGCAUAGAAUGAAUGAUCUGGCCAUGUUAUAUAGAGUGCCAGGUCACCACAAUGGUACCACAAGAGCAAUGUGAAAAAGUAGCUACCUAUUUACCAAAGCAUCAUGAAUGACCAUGUGGCAACCUCAAAACUAAUCAAAUUUCCCAGGAUAUUGAAUUGCCCAGUCAGGUUUAGUAGUUCUCAUUUUUUCUAACAAUUCUAUAAAUUCUUUCACAAAUUACUUGGCAAACUUAACAAAUCAAUGAAUAAGUACAGUUUGGAAACCCAUGUGGAGAAGUCUGUUGUUGCUUAGUCUUUCAAGGUACUAAUUCACUGAGACACUGACAUCUCGUAGUGAUGAUUUUGCCUGCCAUUAUUAUUUACUGGUUCUAGGCUUUCUGCUGCUAAUGGGUUGUAUUUAUACUAGAACAGACAUAAUCCUCAAUAACUCUAUUGCUUGCAGUUAUUUAUAUUGCGGUAGAUUGAAUCGUUUUGUAUACUCAAAAGUAAAACUUGCCCUUAUGCAUUAGACGAGACAGAAAAAGGAACUGCCGUCUUUCCCCGAAAAUAAGACCGGGUCUUAUAUUAAUUUCCCCCCCCCAAAAAACGCACUAGGGCUGAUUUUCGGGGGAUGUCUUAUUUUGGGGGAAAAUGGUAGUAGAUGGAGUGUAGUCUUCAUUAAAUUAAAACCUUUAGUUUGCUUGCAGGUACGGUUUUA
Molecule: messenger RNA, 2399 nt
Organism: Pelobates fuscus (common spadefoot toad)
Lineage: Eukaryota; Metazoa; Chordata; Amphibia; Anura; Pelobatidae
Gene: IHH
Product: Indian hedgehog signaling molecule
Exons: 3
Coding region: 216-1448 (410 amino acids)
Biological process (GO): intein-mediated protein splicing; cell-cell signaling; multicellular organism development
Molecular function (GO): calcium ion binding; patched binding
Source: RefSeq, a predicted model, not a curated record